UCCUCUAACGGAGCGGCGCGGCGAGGCAAAGGCAAUAAUAUACUCUACUAUCUCCCCGAGCGCAGCCAAACCUCCCGCCCCACCAGCGAUGCGAUGGUGAUGGACGAGCCCCUCGACUUCGAGAAGGAGGAGGACCCCCUCCUUCCCGCCCCGCGCCCCCGCCCCGCCAAGAGGAAGAAGGUUAUCGGCCUCGACGAUCUUUUACUCGAUUACUUAGAGACUGGUAAAGAUGAUCUCAAAGUUAAGGCUGGUAAGUCUAAGCACGUCCCCAAAGGUUAUAGUUCAGAUGACGAAGACAAGCAAGUCAGGGAGGAGGAGAUUAAGUUAUGCAAAUUUGUUGAGGAUUGUGAGGAACAGGCGAAAGAGAUGGAUGCUAGAGAUGAUGUCCCCCCAUGGGGUCAAAGGGUUUUUGGCUGCCAGAAACCCCCCUCAAUUCUUAGCGAUACAGGAGUUGAAAAUUGUCAACUUCUGCAAUCAUUCUGUGCGAAUGAGCAGUUGGGCUUUGAUCUAGAGAUUGCACAAGGAGAGGGGUUCCUUGAAGGCAUGCUGAUGGAUGGAUGGCUUCUGAAGUUGGUUCAUAUAUAUGGUUCUGUUGAAGACUCUAUUGCAUCGUGGACACUAACCAAGCUGCUGUAUUCAUCCAAUAAGAAGUUACAACAUUCUGCAACCUACUUUUGGGAUAGUGUUCUUUCCCUAGACGAGGCUGAUAAACUGGUGGUCGAACUUGGGUAUUUUCCAAACUACUCUGUUCUGAAGUGUGCUAUACAGCGCUACGGAUAUCUAUUUGAUACUCCUGGCACUAAAGCUUCAACCUCUGAAAGUGUGGCUGCAGAUAGUUCGGAUGAUGGUCCACCUCAAAACAUCAUUGCAUGGUUAAGACUUGUAUCUGCUUGCUGCAAAAUCAGAAAAGUGCGCUCUAUCUUCUCACCUUCUGAGGCAGAAGAACUCCUUGUUAUUGUGAUUUCCCUCUUUUUGGACCGUGGACUUGAAGGGCUGCUGCUUAUUUUGGGAGACUGCCUGAAUUCACUUGUCUUAUACUUCAAUACGAGUGAGUGGGAAAGUAGUUGUGUGAUGGUGGCUGAAUCAAUCGCACAGAGGGUCACUAUGGACCUUAAUUGUUUAAGGGUUGUUGACUGCAUUGCUGGGACCAGUAACCGCAGCAAGUUCCUAAGGAGUCAGCUGGCACUUCAGCUGCUCAAGAUUAGCUUUGGUCUUAAGGUGGCAAACGUUGAAAAGAUCUUGAAGUUAAUCGUGUCCAUCAAUGUGAAGGAGAAAGAAUGCGACUUUUUCAGGCUUUAUGUAUAUCUUGUUUUGAUGGACAACUUACUCUUCUCAAGUGACGCAUUUAGAGAUAAGACUGUGAUUGUUGAUUCAUGGCGUAAUUAUCUGCGGAACUGCUCGACGCAAAUUGGAUGCACAGACUGGAGAUUCUAUGCUCCAAAGGCCCGAAACAAGGCUUCAUAUCUUCUUCAAGGUGUAAUCUUAAAAAGGCCCGCUGAUGAUGGUAACAUUUUUGCUAGGUGAUGUUACUGCUGAAAGGCAGAGUAUCUAUCUAUAGCAGUAGUAGUACCCCCCCCCCCCCUCCCCCUUCCGGAACCAUUAGCUGUAGGAAAUAUAGCCGUGUUUCCUGUGGAAGGGCGAAACACUCAUAGCUUGUUUAUGGUACCAGAUGGUUAACCAUGCCAGCUUUGUAUAGUAUAUUUUGCGUCACUGGAUGCUGCAUCUUUUUUGUGUCAGCUGAGCUCACCAUCUGGUAAGGAGUGGAUGCAUCGGAGGCCAUGAAGCGCAGGCUGUAUGCAUCGGAGGAUGCAAAAAGCCGGAACUCUUUCCAUUAUCUAAAAAAUCUGGUAAGGAGCGUGUGUGCAGCUGCAUCGUGCACCAGAUGAGCCCAUAGGUGAUGCCACUUGACUGGUGGCAGACACUGAUUGAACUUGCGCAGCAAAUUAUUUACUAUCCAUAUUGGAAUUGUGUA
This is a messenger RNA of Phragmites australis (common reed), 1972 nucleotides long. RefSeq lists its product as uncharacterized. The coding region runs from base 94 to 1524 and encodes 476 amino acids. NCBI's taxonomy places the organism in Eukaryota, Viridiplantae, Streptophyta, Magnoliopsida, Poales, Poaceae. The record is from RefSeq and is a predicted model, not a curated record. The transcript is spliced from 12 exons.